This is a messenger RNA of Oryza sativa Japonica Group (Japanese rice), 2110 nucleotides long. The record is from RefSeq and is a predicted model, not a curated record. Lineage: Eukaryota; Viridiplantae; Streptophyta; Magnoliopsida; Poales; Poaceae.
CUAACAAAAAAUCUUAGCUAAAAUCUAGUACUCCUAGAUUGUAUAAUCUUAAUCGAACUAAACAUGUCUCAUCAAACCAAAUCUUUCUCGUUCUCCUAGUCUAUGAUCGAGUCGAGUCGAUCGGACUACUUUACUGCACACGACCCUUCAAACCCGAAAUACCAGCCCUUAAUUCCCCGGUCCUUUUCCCCCAAAUAACAGUAAUUAAGCGGGGACACACACACACCUGACACGCGGCGAUCAAAAAAACCCAACCCCUCCUCUCCUCGCCGCCGCCGCCCAUGGCCAGCGACCGCCGCUACUACUACUUCGAAGAAGACGAUGGCGAUGGCGAGGAGGAGGUGGAGUGGCUGGCGAUGGAGGCCGACGAGGACGACGUCGGCCUGCUCGAGGAGGACGACCUUCACCUGCGGCUUCCCGACGACCGCCCCGCGGAUUGCUGGGCCAUCACACAAGAGUCACUUCCUGCUGCCCAGCAACAAGACCUGUCUAUGGUAAUGAACUUGCUCAACAUAAAGCAGCACCUUGCACGCACACUCCUUAUCCACCACCGGUGGAAGAUGCAUUGCAUUUAUGAUCACCUUGACAGAAAGGGGCGGGACCGCAUGCUCAGUGAGGCAUGCAUUAUUUUGCCGAAGAAUAGCAUGUCAGCAGCUAGCUCAACAAGUGUUACCUGCAAUGUGUGUUUUGAGGACUUCUCAAUGACUGAUGUCUCGACCAUGGACUGUGGGCAUUGCUUCUGCAAUGACUGUUGGACAGAGCACUUCUUUGCAUCCAUUAAUACUGGCAACAAGCAGAUUCGGUGCAUGGAGGUUAAGUGCAAGGCCAUUUGUGAUGAGGACAUUGUGCGCCGCCUCCUCAGUCUGAAGUACCCUGCUGCAUCUAAGCGCUUCGAUCUCCUCCUACUUGAGUCUUACCUUGAGGACAAUGACUCAGUGAAGUGGUGCCCCAGUGCCCCACACUGUGGCCGCGCAAUCCAGGUAGGCACCGGCGAGAGGUACUGCGAGGUCGCUUGCCCCUGUGGUGUCAGCUUCUGCUUCAACUGUGCAGGGCAGGUGCACUCGCCUUGCCCAUGUGCCAUAUGGGAGAAGUGGAAAGCUAAGGGCCAUGGAGACUCGGAUAGCGUCAAGUGGAUUCUUGCCAACACCAAGAGCUGCCCCAAGUGCUCCAAGCCCAUCGAGAAGAACGGUGGCUGCAACCUUGUCCAUUGCAAGUGCGGCCAGUGUCUAUGCUGGCUCUGUGGUGGGCCUACCGGGAGGGAGCACACUUGGGAUAGCAUCUCCGGCCACAGCUGCAACCGCUACAAGGAGGAAAACGGCGACAAGGUGGACACCAGCAGACAGCAGAUGCAGCGGUACACGCACUACUGGGACCGUUACAACAUCCACGCCGGCUCGUACAAGGUGGAGCAGAAGGAUCUUGGGCCUGCCGUCGAGGAGCAGGUGAAGAAGCUGGAGUCGAACCUAACAGGUCCGAAGAUGAACUGGGACGGUAGCUGGCUCGCCAUGGCGUACCAAUCCCUGCUCGCAUCGCGGCAGGUGCUGUCGCGGUCGUACGCCUUCGCCUACUACAUGUUUGGCGGCGGCGAGGUGAAGACGCACCCGUCGGAGCGGGCGAGCCUCGCCGUGGCGCAGAACCUCUUCGAGGACCGGCAGGAGCAGCUGGAGCGCCACGUUGAGCAUCUCUCCAAGGAGCUCGCCACGGACUUGCUGGGGCUGCCGGAGGAGGAGAUCGUCCUGAAGAAGGUGGAGAUUGCCAACCUCGCCAAGAUCGUCCAGGCAAUCUGCGGGCAGUUGUACAGGUGCAUCCAGGACGAACUCCUGCCACUGCUCGUCCAGCCCAUGAACAUUGCCGCGUACCAGCCGGACGGCCCUGACAAGGCCAAGGAGUUCAUCGGGGCUUGACAUACAGACAAGGCUAGCUUCCAGUUUGGCAGCUGCCGCUAACCUCACUGUGCUUAUCAGGUAAGUUAUAUAUAUAUAUGUGUGUGUGUGUGUGUGUGUGUGUGUGUGUGUGUGUGUGUGUGUGUGUCAGUAUGUAGAUUUGACUUACUUACGCCUGAGCGAAGGACGUAAUGUUCAUUCGAAAUUAAAGUGCUAUACUUGCCUUA